GUAUCUAGUAUAAAUACUGGGAGAUCGCGGAUGUAACGUAAUGAAAACCGAAGAGGAACAACAUGCGUGCUCUAAUUGUCUUGGCACUGGUCGCCGCUGCCUUUGCAGCUGAACUUCCAGCAGACCCUUAUCCCAAUGCCUCAAGGAUCAUCGGCGGUUCGGUCACCAGCAUCAGCCAGUGGCCUGAGAUGGCCGCUCUGCUAUUCUCCUGGGGAACCACUGGCCACAGGCAAUCCUGCGGAGGUACCAUCCUGAACCAGCGGUCCAUCCUCUCAGCCGCUCACUGCUUCGUUGGUCACGCCACCGCUAGAUGGCAGGUUCGUCUUGGAUCCACCAACGCCAACAGCGGAGGAGUUGUGUUCACCACCCAGCAACUGAUCAACCACCCUCAGUACAAUAGCCCCGUUCGAUACAACAAUGAUGUCGCCAUUGUCCGCGUCGCUGGCUCCAUAAGCUACGGCAGCAACAUCCGCGCUGCUAACAUCGCUGGUGCCAACUACAACCUGGGUGACAACCAAGUCGUCUGGGCUACUGGAUGGGGAUAUACUGAAUUUGGCUCUACAUCUGAGCAGUUGCGUCAAGUCCAAGUCUGGACUGUGAACCAAGCGAUUUGCACCAACCGCUACGCAACCCGAAACUGGGUUGUCACUCCCAACAUGCUGUGCUCUGGGUGGUUGGACGUCGGCGGUCGCGACCAGUGCCAGGGCGACUCUGGCGGCCCUCUCUUCCACAACAGAAACGUCGUCGGCAUCUGUUCCUGGGGCAUCGGAUGCGCUGACUCCUUCUUACCUGGUGUCAACGCUCGUGUAUCCAACUACAUUGGUUGGAUCCAAGCUAAUGCAUAAAUACCUUAAAUACACGAUGGUUUUCUCGAAAUAAACAUGGCCAUAUGAUUACCGGAAACUAA
Plodia interpunctella (Indianmeal moth) is the source of this 907-nucleotide messenger RNA. Its product is annotated as trypsin CFT-1. Lineage: Eukaryota; Metazoa; Arthropoda; Insecta; Lepidoptera; Pyralidae. Bases 63 to 845 code for a protein of 260 amino acids. Gene Ontology annotation, molecular function: serine-type endopeptidase activity. The record is from RefSeq and is a predicted model, not a curated record. Gene Ontology annotation, biological process: proteolysis. The transcript is spliced from 4 exons.